Messenger RNA from Enhydra lutris kenyoni (northern sea otter), 767 nucleotides. RefSeq names its product rhomboid domain-containing protein 2. The record is from RefSeq and is a predicted model, not a curated record. Gene Ontology annotation, cellular component: membrane. NCBI's taxonomy places the organism in Eukaryota, Metazoa, Chordata, Mammalia, Carnivora, Mustelidae. Gene Ontology annotation, molecular function: serine-type endopeptidase activity. The transcript has 3 exons. Bases 26 to 766 code for a protein of 246 amino acids.
AAGGGGCGCGGGAGCGACGGCGGCCAUGGCGGCCUCGGAGCCCGGGUACCGGAGCUGGUCCUUGUGUCCCGAGGUGCCAUCCGCCACCUUCUUCACCGCUUUGCUCUCGCUGCUGGUGUCCGGGCCCCGCCUGUUCCUGCUGCAGCCUCCCCUGGCGCCGUCGGGGCUCUCGCUGCGCUCCGAGGCCCUGCGCAACUGGCAAGUUUACAGGCUGGUGACGUACAUCUUCGUCUAUGAGAACCCGGUCUCCCUGCUCUGCGGUGCUAUUAUCAUCUGGCGCUUUGCUGGCAAUUUCGAGAGAACCGUGGGCACCGUCCGCCACUGCUUCUUCACCGUGAUCUUCGCCAUCUUCUCCGCCAUCAUCUUCCUGUCGUUUGAAGCUGUGUCGUCGCUGUCGAAGCUGGGGGAGGUGGAAGAUGCUAGAGGUUUCACCCCCGUGGCUUUUGCCAUGCUGGGAGUCAACUCUGUCCGCUCUCGGAUGAGGAGGGCCCUGGUCUUUGGCAUGGUUGUGCCCUCGAUGCUGGUGCCGUGGCUGCUUCUGUGCGCCUCCUGGCUCAUUCCCCAGACCUCAUUCCUCAGUAAUGUCUGUGGACUUGGAAUUGGGCUAACGUACGGCCUCACCUACUGCUACUCCAUCGACCUCUCUGAGCGCGUCGCGCUGAAGCUCGACCAGAAGUUCCCCUUCAGCCUCAUGAGGAGGAUUUCGGUGUUGAAGUACAUCUCGGGCUCUUCCGCUGAAAGAAGGGCAGCCCACAGCCGGAAGUAAG